This is a messenger RNA of Hordeum vulgare subsp. vulgare (domesticated barley), 2455 nucleotides long. Its product is annotated as tryptophan aminotransferase-related protein 2-like. Gene Ontology annotation, molecular function: carbon-sulfur lyase activity; transaminase activity. Gene Ontology annotation, biological process: amino acid metabolic process. The transcript is spliced from 5 exons. Bases 510 to 2036 code for a protein of 508 amino acids. The record is from RefSeq and is a predicted model, not a curated record. Lineage: Eukaryota; Viridiplantae; Streptophyta; Magnoliopsida; Poales; Poaceae.
AGUCGAGGCACCCAGACCCUGCUCCUCCCUCCACCUCCACCUCCACCUCCCUCUGCGCCACUACGCUGAAGCAGCUGCGCACUCUGCCUGUUCCAUCGACCGUUCACAUCGCACAGACGCUGCUUCUCUCUCCCAGCCCCACCUCCUCAUCACUGCUCCAGUGCUUCAGCUGCUCAGAUUCACAGAGCAACAGCAGAGAGAGUGGCAGGGCUCGGGCGUCAGUGAAGUCAGCCUCAGCGCUGGAGAGAGGGAGAGAAACAGGUGGGACUUCAUUACUUGCCGUAACUAGUCAAGCAGCUCCGAGGUCCGAGCUCUGAACUGAACCCGUCGGUUUGGGCACCUCCGCUGAAUCUUUCUCCCCCAAAAGCCGGCUGAUUCCAGCCGAUCGAAGAGCCCUUCUCGCCAAAAGACAUCUGUUGUUGUUGUUGUUGUUGUGGUUCGUUGUUGUCGUUUUUCUUUUUAGUGGGCUGGUUCUCACACUAGAAAAGGCUUUGAUUCCUCCGGGCGUCAUGGCGCCGCCCCGGCGCCGCACGGCGGCGGAGUUCCAAGGGAACGGCGGCCUAAUGCCGCCGUCGGUGCAAGUGUUCGCUUCUCCCUGCGGCAGCGGCGGCGGUGGCGCGGUGACCACGAACGGCAGCGACAAGUCGCUCCGGGGAAAGAAGCCAAGAGGCGAUACCAGCGUACACUCCGCCACCAAGGACACCGGCCGGAGGCGGCCGGCGGGACGCAUGCCACUUUGGCUGGUCGGCAUCUUUGUCUCUCUCGCAUUCAAUGUCGCCGCGCUCCCGCUCCUACUCCAGCAGUACAUCGUCAACCAGCCGCACCACCACCAUCACGGUGUCAUCUCUCCUGAUCAGCAACAGCACGCCUGCGCCCCGCAGCCGGGCACGAGCGGCGCGACGGCGAGAGCGCCGUCCACCGGGAAACCAGCAGUUACUUCGGAUUCGGUUAUUAACCUCGACCACGGGGACCCGACCAUGUUUGAGGCCUUCUGGCGGGAGACCGGCGACGCGGCGGAGCUCGUCAUCCCGGGCUGGCAAACCAUGUCGUACUUUUCAGACAUCAGCAACGUCUGCUGGUUCAUGGAGCCUCUGUUCGACCAGCAGGUGCGCCGGCUCCACCGCACCGUCGGCAACGCCGCCGUGGACGGCUACCACGUCCUCGUCGGCACCGGCUCCACGCAGCUCUUCAUGGCGGCGCUCUACGCCCUCUCGCCCGCCGAUGCCGACCAGCCCAUGAGCGUAGUCUCCACGGCGCCCUACUAUUCGUCGUAUCCUGCCGUGACGGACUUCCUCCGGUCCUCGCUGUUCCGGUGGGCCGGCGACGCCAACUCGUUCGUCGGCGACGCCUACAUCGAGCUGGUGUGCUCUCCGAACAACCCGGACGGCGCCAUCCGCGACGCCGUGCUGAGCUCCGGCGCCGGGAAGGCGGUCCACGACCUUGCCUACUACUGGCCGCAGUACACGCCCAUCACCCGACGGGCCGACCACGACAUUAUGCUCUUCACGGUGUCCAAGAGCACCGGCCACGCCGGCACGAGGAUCGGGUGGGCGCUGGUGAAGGACCGGGAGGUGGCGCGGAGGAUGACCAAGUUCGUGGAGCUCAACACCAUCGGCGUGUCCAAGGACUCGCAGCUGCGCGCCGCCAAGGUGCUCAGGGCGGUCUCCGACGGCUACGCCGCCGCCGCCGGCGGCGCCACGCGCCACCGGCUGUUCGACUUCGGGCGGCGCAAGAUGGUGGAGCGCUGGAGGAUGCUGCGGCAGGCCGCCGCCGCCUCCGGCAUCUUCAGCCUGCCCGAGGAGACCUCCGGCCGCUGCAACUUCGCCAACGAGACGGCCGCCAAUAACCCUGCCUUCGCGUGGCUGCGGUGCGACAGGGAGGACGUGGAGGACUGCGCGGGGUUCCUGCGCGGGCACAAGAUCCUGACGAGGAGCGGGAACCAGUUCGGGGCGGACCCCAGGUACGUCCGGGUCAGCAUGCUCGACAGGGACGACGCGUACGACAUCUUCAUCAGCCGCCUCGCCUCUCUCAAAUGACAAGGCCGUGCACGAUUCACACGCGGAAAGUAAAUCCAGCCGGCUGGACAUGCAUAUGACCGAGAAGCAACUCUAGCAUCGUCCGUGGAUCGGUUUAGAAUGACAAAUGGAGACCGCCGCCGGCGACGUCUGCGACGGUGGCACGCCUUGGCAUCCCUCGACAUGCCGGUCCUGGGGCUGAGCAUCAGUAGUAGUAGAAUAGUCCGGGUAGGAAGAAGAGGACAAAUGAUUUGCUUUGGUUUUCGAUCCGUGUUCUGUUUUUUCUUUUAACUGAUCCGUGCUCUGUUUUCUUUUUUCUUUUUAACAGAUCCGUGCUCUGUUGUUGAGCGUUGGUCUCGUUGUUUCAAUUUCAGUUUUUAUUUAUUCCGAGUUAAAAUAUGUAUUUUUUUGAACUCAAUAAGAGCAACUCUAGCACCUCU